Enterobius vermicularis (human pinworm) is the source of this 1953-nucleotide messenger RNA. NCBI's taxonomy places the organism in Eukaryota, Metazoa, Nematoda, Chromadorea, Rhabditida, Oxyuridae. The record is from the annotation of a GenBank genome assembly.
AUGAACAACGAUGAUGAGGAAUACCUCCCGAAUAAUGAAAGAAAUCAAUUAAUGAAGAAAUAUUAUGCUACAAUGAAAGUAGCGGACAAAUUUUGGAAAAUAUGGCAAAGAGAUCAUUUGCAGAGCCUGCGGGAAAAUCAACGAGUUUAUUUACAAAAUCGAAAAGCAAAAAAAGGUGGUAUAUCAAUAUCAGAUGAAAAUAUUGGUCGAGCUCAAUGGAAAUUCGCAAAAAUCGUAAAAUUAAAAGCCGAUUUUGAUGGAGAAAUAAGAACCGCAACAUUAAAGAUGACCAAUGGACAGAACGCGGAUCGAUCAAUAAUGCAUCUAUGUCCGUUAGAACUGACAAUAACAGAUGAGAUAACCCAAAUGCGUACAAAAAAUGAACAACGCACCGAAUAUACACAAUCAAACAACAAUCUAUGCAUUGGAAGGCACGCUGCAAUCACAUGGAUCACAGCAUGUCUUAUGCUAAACCUGUGCGGCACUACGAUAGCAACAACGAAGCAAUGCAACUUUGAAGAACCGCUAACCUUCGUAAGCUCACAAAAAUGCGUAACAAACGGAGUACCACUAUCUUUACUCAAAUCAUGCUUUCUCAAUCGUGCAUUCAAGUCACUUCUAUUCAAGCUCAAUCGAAUCACUGUGGAAGAACGAAAGAAGGAAUCAGUAAUUGCGCUAUAUCAAAUCCCUACAAGGCCAAGAAAAGGUUGCUACAAUUGCUUAGCAGGCGCCAAAAUCAAAUAUCAGUGUACCACCGAUUUUGGUAAUACACUAGCAUAUGUAGAUUGCAAAGAAGUUUUUUUCGUUAUGCAAUGUUCCAACAUUAAAAGAGAAGAAACCGCUUAUCUAUCCUUUACUCAUUCUAACAUUAAUUUAAACUGUAAAGUGAAAUGUUCAACUGACGAAAAAAGAAUAGCUCUGCAAGCAGUGCUAGGGUACGUUCCUACCAUUGAACUUAUCAAAGAAAAUAGUUUUGUAUCAGCUAAUGGAGGAAGACGUUUCGGACGCCUUGCCGAAAUUGACCUUUUGUCUUGGUUGAGCGGAACCUCAGCACAAAAAUUCUUCGUUACAACAGCGAUCAUGGGAGGAAUUCUCGUACUGAUCAUAAUACGAAUCUACACAAAGGAAUCGUCAAAAUUUUCAGCUAACGUUGGGCGCCGUAGAUAUAGACGAGAGAUUAGAAAAAAGAACAGAAAACAAAAUGACUCAUGUACCCAAGCCAUUGAACGUAGACGUCACUCAAUUUCGUCCAAUCACUCAAACACCCAAACGAGUCGACUGGGGAUCAGAAGAAGUGCUAAAUCAACCUCGAAUGCAUGUGGUGACCCAGAUUUAAAUGACGAACAAACUUAUCAGAAUUAUACUAUAUUUCCUGUACUGAUGCAGUUUGAGCGUAUGUCUAAUGAUGAUUUUGCAACUGGCGAUAGCGUUCAGGUACAUAAACAGCUCCGGAAUGAACAACUCGCGUUCAUUCAAGUAGCUUCAAUUUAUCGUAGAGAUGUUGUAUAUGUGAACACAAGAGGACUAAAAGGAGCCCAGGAACUAGAAAAUUUUGAUAUUUUAUUUGGGUCCCAAAUACCAGCGGAUGGGGAAUUAGUCAGAGCUCGAGUCGCUGAGCUACCCGGAGGAGGCUGGGAGUACGAUCCAUACCAUGGAUCGACCAUCCGGAAUGAAGAACCGUUUUUUCACGGAGAACAGUACCAAAACCAGAUUGAAAAGGUACAACAGUGGGAGCACCUAAUGUAUGUAUCGCAAGAGUAUGCGGAUGAUCGAAUCAGGACGGCCAUGAUGAGCACCUGCGCAGCUUACAUGAUUCCUCCAAACAACCGCCAGGCAGAAUUGGAAUUCGUCAUUCCAUAUAAGGAAGGGACAACUCCCGAAGAUACAUUCUCUGAACGGGUAAAAUCCUGGGUUACCCAAAACGGAACUCAGAAUCGAAACGCCUUAUCAUAG